AUGAACCUCUUCAAGUCAGCUGGCAAUGCAGACCGGAAUGUCUUUGAUGAGCAGAAAAGUGUUCACGACACGGGUGAUAGUGGUGUUGUGACACCAGUCAACGAGUCCGAGACUACGAGUGAUAAACCGAUCAAUGACGCCUCCAACUUCCCCGAUGGAGGCACCAAGGCCUGGUUGAAUGUUGCCGGGGGCUGGUGUAUCUUCUUCUCUAUGUUUGGAUGGGCCAAUGCGUUUGGUGUGUUUCAGAGUUACUACCAGGAACAUCAACUCAAAGAUUAUACGGCGUUCCAGAUCUCUUGGAUUUCCUCUAUCCAGACGUUUAUUCUGUUCGGAGGAGGUAUUGUGGCCGGCAAAUUAUACGAUAACUAUGGCCCCAAGGUGCUUGUCUACCCAGGAGUAUUCCUCCAUCUCUUUGGAAUGAUGAUGUGUAGCAUCUCUACCGAGUAUUACCAGUUUAUUCUGUCCCAGGGCGUGUGCACCUCGCUCGGUGAUGCAGCACUAUUUACCGCAUCACUCAGCACAGCCAGCACCUGGUUCCAUAAGAAACGCGCCUUUGCAUUUGGGAUCCUGCUCACCGGCACGAGCAUCGGCGGCGUCGUCAUGCCCAUCUGUCUCGAGCACUUACUAGCUUCGCUGGGAUUCGGCUGGGCCAUUCGCGUCUGCACCUUCAUCAACCUCGCUCUCCUGGUCAUUGCUCUACCGACUGUGACAUCGCGUCUGCCCCCAACCCCGAAACCCGUUUCGAUCAUGGACCACAUUCGCCCACUGAAAGAAGGCCCCUUCCUGAUGCUCAGUGGCGGCUGUGCUCUCUUCUACCUGGGAAUGUACCUGCCAUUCAAUUACAUCAUCGUCCAAGCUGAAUACCAAGGCAUGUCCGCCGGGCUCGCCGGGUAUCUCAUCCCGAUCCUCAACGGCGCCAGUCUCUUUGGCCGUCUUAUCCCCGGCAAAGUCGCCGACAUCAUUGGCAGAUUUAACACGAUGAUAGCCAUGUGUGGGUUUGCCGGUGUUAUUGUGUUGGCGCUGUGGUUGCCCGGCACCGCCAAUGCGCCCAUCAUCGUCUUUUCGGCGCUGUACGGAUUCGCCUCGGGGGCAUUCAUUUCGCUCAUCCCGCCGCUGACAGCGCAGAUCAGUGAUAUUCGGGAAAUUGGGGUACGAUCGGGCACGCUGUGGUUGGCUGUUGGAAUUGCGGCGCUGGUGGCCAGUCCUAUCGGUGGCGCUCUUGAGGAACGGGAUGGAGGUGCAUUCAUGGGACUGCAGAUCUUUGCUGGUGCGACUAUGCUUAUUGGCACGGGACUAUUUGUUGUUGGCCGGUGGUACCUUGCGGGAUGGAAUUUCUUUGCCAAAGUGUAA
Penicillium verrucosum is the source of this 1350-nucleotide messenger RNA. Its product is annotated as MCT family MFS transporter. The coding region runs from base 1 to 1350 and encodes 449 amino acids. Gene Ontology annotation, biological process: transmembrane transport. The record is from RefSeq and is a predicted model, not a curated record. The transcript is spliced from 5 exons. Gene Ontology annotation, cellular component: fungal-type vacuole membrane. Gene Ontology annotation, molecular function: transmembrane transporter activity. Lineage: Eukaryota; Fungi; Ascomycota; Eurotiomycetes; Eurotiales; Aspergillaceae.